AUGACGGAGAUUGGCAAGCAUGACGCCCUUGUCCUGUUGACGCAGGCAGCAUUCAUUCCAAGGCUGUCAUACUUUUUACGUACAUCUCCUGGCCCGUCUCAACAAAAGUCAGAUGAAUUCAACAACGAACUACACAUGGGUUUUCAGAAGAUAUUUAAUGUGUUUUUUGAUGAUAAAGGUUGGAAGCAGGCUAUAUUGCCGGUAAAUAUGGGUGGACUGGGUUUGGGCGUCGUGGCCGAGUUGGCACCAUCAGCCUUUUUGUCAUCGGCCGCGGCCACGGCAGCCCUCCAGGAUAAAAUCUUACCAAUGGAUGUAGCAUACCAGGAUGAUUUAAGACUUGAAACAUUUCGGCGUUGGUGCACGGUUUACGGAGAUAUAAUGGACAUAAAUGUGUGUUCGCAGAAGAAAUGGAAUGAACCAUCUUUGAAUGUUUCAAAAUCGAAACUGGAGGAAUUAAAUGACUCUCCCUCAGAUAAGGCCAGGUUGAUGGCCGUCAGAAGUGAAUUGGGGUCUGCUUGGCUAAGGGCCAUUCCCAGUACAGCUUGUGGUACAAGGCUCGUCAAUGGUUCUAUUAGUGAGUUUAUGCUUGAGACUUGGGCUGCCGGUGGUGUCAGGCUUGGUUCAGGAAGACAAGCAAGACACUCUGCCAUGAAUGAUUAUAUAUGCAAAUUAUUCCAGAAAGCAAAUAUACCCGCCGUUAAGGAACCAGCAGGCCUACUAUCUGAAAGCAACUUCAGGCCAGAUGGUUACACCCUGGUACCGUGGUCCCAAGGUUGUUGUUUAUCAUGGGAUGUGACGUUCCCUCACACGUUAGCCGAAAGGUACAUCAAUUACACGGCUAUGGAGCAAGGUUCCGCCGCGGUGAAGGCUGCUGAUUUCAAAAAUACUAAGUAUAAAGAUUUAAACGACAAUACGAGUUUUUGUUCCGAUCUGUGUGGAGACAUUUGGCCCAGUGGAUAA
Helobdella robusta is the source of this 960-nucleotide messenger RNA. RefSeq lists its product as hypothetical. The coding region runs from base 1 to 960 and encodes 319 amino acids. Lineage: Eukaryota; Metazoa; Annelida; Clitellata; Rhynchobdellida; Glossiphoniidae. The transcript has 2 exons. The record is from RefSeq and is a predicted model, not a curated record.